AGUGGGAAAGGAAGGUGGAGUUUGGUGGGAUCAGUUGGUGAUGAAUAGAUGUCGGAACCGGGAACAUCCAAUUGAAACAUGGGAAGAGAUGAAGGCAGUGAUGAGGAAGCGAUUUGUGACCAGCCAUUAUUACCGGGAAUUGUACAAAAUGUUGCAAGGGCUUAGGCAAGGACAUCAGAGUGUGGAGGAGUAUUAUCAAGAGAUGGAGAAAGCCAUGAUUAGAGCCAAUGUAGAAGAAGACCGGGCAGCAACCAUGGCGAGAUUCUUGCAAGGAUUAAAUCUAGACAUCCAUGACCAAGUGGAGAUGCAACAUUAUGUGGAGCUAGAAGACAUGGUGCACAUGGCCAUCAUCAUAGAGCAACAGCUCAAGAAGAGGGGAAGUACACGUGCUGGCUAUAACCCAGGGUCUAAUCAUUGGAAACCAAGUUCUUGCAGAAAGGAGGACAAGACACAAACGUCCUCAACUCUCAAGCACCAAUCUGAGCAUAAGACUGAGAAAACCAGCUGCAAAUCUCAAGGUAAAACUGACACUUCUACUACUCGAAAUCGUGAUAUGAAAUGCUUUAGAUGUCAAGGUAGGGGUCACACAGCGAGUCAAUGUCUAAACAAGCGGGUUAUGGUGAUGCAAGACAAUGGUGAAAUUGUGAUUGAAGAUGAAGAUUCUGACACCGAUGAAAUGCCACCAUUGGAGGAUGCCUAUGAGGAGGAGUUUGCUAUACAUGGAGAUUUGUUGGUGGCGAGGAAGGCUUUAAGUGUGCAAGCAAAGGACAUGGAUGAAGUGCAACGAGAGAACAUCUUUCACACUAGGUGCUAUGUCAAAGAUAAGGUAUGCAGUGUGAUUAUUGAUGGUGGUAGUUGUACUAACGUUGCUAGCACAACCAUGGUGAAAAAAUUAAGAUUGCCUAUGCUGAGACACCCUAGUCCGUACAAGUUGCAAUGGUUGAAUGAUAGCAGUGAGGAUUACGAAGAUGUAUUUCCUGAAGAAACACCACCUGGAUUACCUCCAAUACGAGGGAUUGAACAUCAAAUUGAUUUUGUACCUGGUGCGACAAUUCCAAACCAACCAGCCUAUAGGACCAACCCUGAUGGGAAUCAAGAUGACCCCAUAUGUAUCACGUCAAGAGAUCCACUACAUAUUCCAAGAGGUCCAGUCACGAGAGCUAGAGCUAAGAAGAUGCGAGAAGCUUUAAAUGGCCUUAUUGAGCAGAUCUGGGUUGAUAACAACAUGCACAAUUUGCGUCAAUCUCGCAAUUCUGUCGCAAUUUGUAACAAACUGAUAUUUCAUGUUACUGCUUGUAACCCUAAUGGGGAGGAGGGUAUUGAAUCUGAGAUUUUUGAGAGACUUUUCUCUUUGGGUGUGGCGUCAACCAACUCUGGUUCUUGUUGCGUCAUAGACAACGGGUCAAGGUUUUUACCUUUGAAAUCCCUUGUCGUGCUGUGGGUCUCAUUGUUCUCUUUGGGGUUCUCAUCAAACCCUAAGGAGACAAAGGAGCUUCAGAGGCAGGUAAGUGAAUUAAUUGAGAAGGGAUACGUGAGGGAAAGCAUGAGCCCAUGUGUUGUUUCUGUUCUACUUGUGCCUAAGAAGGAUGGGACUUGGAGGAUGUGCGUUGAUUGUCGAGCCAUCAACAGCAUUACGGUAAAGUAUCGACAUCCUAUUCCUCACUUAGAUGACAUGUUAGAUGAGUUGCAUGGUGCUUGUGUAUUUUCAAAAAUUGAUUUGAAAAGUGGGUAUCAUCAAAUUGGCAUUAAAGAGGGAGAUGAAUGGAAAACAGCCUUUAAGACAAAACAUGGAUUGUAUGAGUGGUUAGUCAUGCCCUUUGGUUUAACUAAUGCACCAAGCACAUUUAUGAGAUUGAUGAAUCGUAUUUUUCAUGCAUCCAUAGGCAGAAAAAGUCCGAGCAAUUCAAGAAUGGCUAAGUCCCACAAGUCUGAAGUACAGAGCUUUCAUGGACUUGUCAGUUUCUACCGAUGGUUUGUGAAGGACUUUAGCACUUUGGCAGCACCACUCACCGAAGUAAUCAAGAAGAACGUUGGAUUCAAGUGGGGCGAAGAGCAAGAAAAGGCAUUUCAGCUAAUCAAGCAAAAAUUGACUAACGCUUCAUUAUUGUCUUUACCUAAUUUUGAUAAAACGUUUGAGAUUGAAUGUGAUGCUUCAGGUGUAGGUAUUGGUGCAGUACUUAUGCAAGAGGGUCGACCAAUUGCAUAUUUUAGUGAAAAGCUAAGUGGGGCAGCUCUAAACUACCCAACUUAUGACAAGGAGUUAUAUGCAUUGGUUCGGGCAUUAAAAACAUGGCAGCAUUAUCUUUGGCCCAAGGAGUUUGUAAUGCACACUAAUCACGAAUCAUUGAAGCACUUGAAAGGUAAGGAGAAUGUGGUUGUUGAUGCACUUCUAGCAGUUAGGGAAUCCCACAGCGAAGGGUUAAUGGGACAUUUUGGGGUUGCUAAGACCUUAGCUAUUUUGCAGGAACACUUCUUUUGGCCACACAUGAAAAGAGAUGUUGAGAGGCGUUCCAAAUUGCUUCCAAGAGGAGAUGGUCCUUUCCAAGUCUUAGAGCGCAUCAACGAUAAUGCUUACAAACUAGAUUUACCAGGUGAGUACAAUGUUAGUACCACUUUCAAUGUUACUGAUUUGAGUCCUUUUGAUGCAUUGGAUGAUUUGAGGACAAAUCCUUUUCAAGGGAAGGGGAAUGAUGUAAAUCCAGGUUUGACUUUAAAGGAUUCAAUUCAAGUUCCUGUUAGAUUGGUUACGAGGGCUCGAGCUAAAAAGUUCAAGGAAGCACUUAACAGGUUGAUUUGAGAAAUAUGGACUCAAGCAAAUUCAUGGAGGCCCAUUGAAGGAAGUCCAUGUGAGCCUCAGAAUUACAUCAGCCUAAUUCAAGUUCUAGAAGACUCUUUCAAAGCCAAACCUAUUUGCAAGUAAUGGUCAUGAACUUUGGGCAUGAACUCAGCAAUCAUUCUGGCUCAAAUUUAUUACUUUCCUUUUUGGGUUUUGGCUUGCAUGCCAAGUUUUUUCUUCUUGGGUUGAAUUACACAGUUUGCGUCAAAUCUGCCGCAAUUGGCCGCAAACUAAUAUUUCACAAUGUUCUUUGGUUAGUUUAGCUUAUUUUUAUGUUUGUUGUGUUAUUUGGGCUAAACAUUCAUUUAGUUGAAGCCCUAAUUUAUGGUUAUUAGGGUUAGGACCUGGUUUGUUAGUUUCCUAUUCUGGUUAGGAUUAGUUUUAGCUAUUUAUAGGGCUGCAACUCUAAUUGUAAAACAGAUCAUUAUUCAUCAACAUUGUGAGAACGAAUUCUCUCUGGUUCUUUGAACAACUUUUCGAACUUAUCGGAAUUAUCUGUGGUGUUCAUCCUCGACUUAUCAAUCAACCCUUCCAUAGUUU
Molecule: messenger RNA, 3376 nt
Organism: Rubroshorea leprosula
Lineage: Eukaryota; Viridiplantae; Streptophyta; Magnoliopsida; Malvales; Dipterocarpaceae
Source: the annotation of a GenBank genome assembly